Messenger RNA from Aspergillus heteromorphus CBS 117.55, 2303 nucleotides. RefSeq names its product amino acid permease. Gene Ontology annotation, molecular function: amino acid transmembrane transporter activity. Bases 443 to 2140 code for a protein of 565 amino acids. The record is from RefSeq and is a predicted model, not a curated record. Gene Ontology annotation, cellular component: membrane. The transcript is spliced from 2 exons. Gene Ontology annotation, biological process: amino acid transmembrane transport. NCBI's taxonomy places the organism in Eukaryota, Fungi, Ascomycota, Eurotiomycetes, Eurotiales, Aspergillaceae.
UGGCGGACUGCUAGGGUAUACCAAGGUAGCUGGUAGGUAGGUACUCCAUCACAGGGGAGAUUCCUGAGCAUGGAUCAGGAUCUGAGGAUCUUAUCUGUGGGAUUCGGAUGAUCCUUUGCCUUUUCCUUUACCUACCGUCAGGCUGAUGCAAGCGGACGGCCGUGGGGCGUUACCUAAUGACCAGCCUGGAGUGGAGAGCCGAAGCGGGCCUGACGUAUGAGACGCGAUGGGUCGGUGGCAGCACCCAGCCAUGGCCUUUGCCCGAGGGAGAAAACCCAGAGAAAAAAAUUCGAUGUCACUCCCAAACUGUGUGGUCGAGCUGUCUCCGUCCCUGUCUGACUACUCUCUUCCUUGCGAGGCUGUCUUCUCCGCUGGCUGAGCUGAGGAUCCGCAUCCAUCCCUUCUGUGCCUCAUUGACCCCUCCCCCUCCAGUCAGUCAGUCAUGGGUCACGACGACGCCUAUUUCCCCGGCAAGCCGGGGGUCGACAGUGCCAUCUCCGAGCAGAAUGGCGCGGGCUCGUCCGGCGACAGCAGCGUCCACUCGGGGCUGCGUGAGCGCAGACGCAACAUGGAUGAUGGAAAGGACAUCGAGAGCGACCACGAGGGCGAGGAGACCAAGCUGAAGCGCAACCUGAAGAACCGCCAUCUGCAGAUGAUCGCCAUUGGUGGCACCAUCGGAACCGGACUCUUCAUCAGCAGUGGAACGGCUCUGGCUGAAGCCGGCCCUGCGGGCGCCCUGAUCGCGUAUGCCUUCGUCGGCUCGAUCGUCUACUCGGUGAUGUGCUCGCUAGGCGAGAUGGCGACGUACAUCCCCAUCACCGGCGCGUUCACCUCGUACGCAGCACGCCUCGUCGACCCGAGUCUGGGCUUUGCGAUGGGCUGGAUAUACUGGUUCAACUGGGCGUCGACCUACGCAGUGGAACUGACCGCCACGGGGAUGAUCGUGCAAUACUGGAACGAGAACCUGUCGAUUGCAAUAUUCAUCGGCGUGUUCUGGGUGAUCAUCUCGGCGCUGAACUUCCUCCCGGUGGGCUUCUACGGCGAGCUGGAGUUCUGGUUCUCGCUGACCAAGGUGCUCACCGUGCUGGGCUUCAUGAUCUUCGCCAUCUGCAUCGACGCCGGAGUGGGCAAGCAGGGCUACCUGGGAUUCAAGUACUGGCACGACCCCGGGGCGUUCGCCUCGUACCUGAUCACCGACAACGAGGCGCUGGGCAAGUUCGUCGGGUUCUGGGCGGUGCUGAUCCAGGCUGGGUUCUCGUAUCAGGGCACCGAGCUGGUGGGCGUCGCGGCGGGCGAGACCGAAAACCCGCAGAAGACAGUCCCCUCGGCCAUCCGCAAGACCUUCAUCCGCAUCCUGAUCUUCUUCGUCCUGACCAUCUUCUUCAUCGGCCUGCUCGUGCCCCACGACAACCCGGACCUGGCCAGCGGGUCCGACAACGCCUCCGCCUCGCCCAUGGUCAUCGCCGCCAAGCUGGCCGGCGUGCAGGUCCUGCCCAGCCUGAUCAACGCCGUCCUGCUGACUGUCGUGCUGUCGGCCGCCAACUCCAACGUCUACAGCGGCAGCCGCGUGCUCCUCGGCCUGGCACAGGAGGGCUUCGCGCCCCCGGUCUUCGGCUGGGUCACCCGCCGGGGAGUGCCCUACGUCAGCGUGGCCUUCACGGCGCUCUUCGGCCUGCUCGGAUUCAUGAACGUCUCCGACUCCGGCACGACGGUCUUCAACUGGCUGGUCAACAUCUCCAGCGUGGCCGGAUUUAUCUGCUGGACCUCCAUCAACGCCAGCCACAUCGCGUUCAUGAAAGCGCUCAAGGCGCGCGGCAUGUCGCGCGACUCGCUGCCCUACAAGGCCAUCUGGCAGCCGUGGCUGGCCUGGUACGGCCUGUUCUUCAACAUCCUGAUCAUCUUCACCCAGGGCUUCACGGCCUGGAUCCCCACCUUCAACGUGUCGGACUUCUGGGUCGCGUAUAUCUGCCCCGUCCUGUUUGUGAUCCUGUACUGUGGCCAUAAGGCGUGGUAUCGCACCAGCUUCGUUCGGCCCAUCGAUGCCGAUCUGGACACCGGCCGUCCGCAGCAGAGUUCCUGGGAGUCGAGCAACCCCAAGGAGGGCUGGAUGAGGAGGAUCUGGGAUAGUAUUAUGGGGUAGAUGUGCGAGUGCUGGAUACCUAUCUCAUCCGUGGGUUCAGUGUGCGGCUGCGUAAAUACGGCAUAGAGCUUGCUGGCCAGGGUGAAUGUGGAUACGGAUAUGUGAUGCAUAUAUGGAGUUUGGCGUGUAUAGUACAGUUUAGUUUCGGUCAGUUUAGUUCUAC